This is a messenger RNA of Dryobates pubescens (Downy woodpecker), 2828 nucleotides long. RefSeq names its product SID1 transmembrane family member 1. Bases 232 to 2286 code for a protein of 684 amino acids. Lineage: Eukaryota; Metazoa; Chordata; Aves; Piciformes; Picidae. The record is from RefSeq and is a predicted model, not a curated record. Gene Ontology annotation, cellular component: membrane. The transcript is spliced from 25 exons.
GUAGACGCAGUGCGUGUGUAUGUGAACAGCAGCUCUGAGAACCUCCAAUACCCUGUCCUGUUUGUGGUUCGCCAGCAGAAGGGAGUGCUCUCCUGGCAGGUCCCACUCAUUUUUCGAGGCCUCUAUCAGAGGACCUACAAUUAUCAAGAAGUGAGUCGGACCCUUUGUCCCUCUGAGCCAGCUCCUGAGAGAGGACCUUCUGACCAGGUUAUAUUUGUGGAUGUUGCUUCCAUGGCACCAUUUAAUAUUGCAUAUGAGCUCCUAGUCACAAGGCUCGAGAGCUUCCAACUUGAGACCAACAAAGCCUUUAACUUCACUGCCAGCCCUUCCCAGCCCCAGUAUUUCCUGUACAAAUUUCCUGAGGAUGUCGAUUCAGUCAUCAUUAAAGUGGUGUCUGAUGCAGUCUAUCCAUGCUCAGUUGUCUCUGUCCAGGAUAUUGUGUGCCCAGUGUAUGACCUGGACCACAAUGUGGAGUUCAACGGCGUUUACCAAUCCAUGACUAAGCAGGCAGCCAUAACAGUGCAGAGAAAGGAUUUCCCAGGUGAGCAGUUCUUCGUCGUGUUUGUCAUCAAGCCAGAGGAUUAUGCCUGUGGUGGUUCUGUGCCUUCUUCCAUGCAUGGGAACGUCAAUCGCACCUGGAACCUGCAGCGGACGAAGAACCUUCAAGUGACAAUUGAGCCUUCUAUCAAAAAGUCUGUGUAUAUCCAAGCCAUGUUCUUCAGUUUCCUGAGUUUCCUCUCCUUUUACCUGGGCUCAGUGGUGGUUGCUUUUGUCCACUACAUCAGGGUUCAGAGGAAGGCUUCAGCUGGCAGAUUGAGUCCUGAGGAUGGAUCUGGGAUUAUGACUUCUUCUCACCCCAUUACAGCCAGCACCCCCGAGGGAAGCAGCUAUGGUGCUAUUGAUGAAUCAAGCUCCAGUGGUGGGCAGCAGCUGUGCUCCCCUGAGCUCAAGCCACCAGCUGGUUAUGACACAGACAGCUCUGUGGAGGAGGAGAGUGACUUUGACACCAUGCCGGAAAUCGAAAGCGAUAAGAACGUCAUCCGCACUAAGGUGUUCCUCUACCUGUCAGACUUGUCCAGGAAGGACCGAAGGAUUGUCAGCAAAAAAUACAAAAUCUAUUUCUGGAACAUCAUCACCAUUGCAGUGUUUUAUGCCCUGCCAGUUAUCCAGCUUGUCAUCACUUACCAGACGGUAGUGAAUGUGACAGGCAAUCAAGACAUCUGCUACUAUAACUUUCUGUGUGCUCAUCCCCUUGGAGUGCUGAGUGCCUUCAACAACAUCCUCAGCAAUGUAGGCCACAUGCUGCUGGGCUUUCUCUUCCUCCUCAUUGUGCUGCGCAGAAACAUUCUCCACCGCCGGGCCAUGGAGAUGAAAGACAUCUAUACCCUGGACUAUGGCAUCCCAAAACAUUUUGGCCUCUUUUAUGCUAUGGGAAUUGCUCUGAUGAUGGAAGGGGUGCUCAGUGCCUGCUACCAUGUCUGCCCUAACUACUCCAAUUUCCAGUUUGACACCUCCUUCAUGUACAUGAUUGCAGGACUGUGCAUGCUGAAGCUCUACCAGACCCGACACCCAGACAUCAAUGCCAGCGCCUACUCUGCCUAUGCCUCCUUUGCUGUGGUGAUCUGCCUGGCUGUCCUUGGAGUGGUGUUUGGGAAAAAUGAUGUGUGGUUUUGGGUGAUUUUCUCCAUGAUCCAUGUUUUGGCCUCGCUGGCUCUCAGCACCCAAAUCUACUACAUGGGCCGCUUCAAGAUAGAUGGCCCUGACUCAGACCUGGGGAUGUUCCGCCGGGCGGCGAUGGUGCUGUACACAGACUGCAUCCAGCAGUGCAGUCGGCCAAUGUACAUGGACAGGAUGGUGCUGCUCAUUGUUGGAAACCUGGUCAACUGGUCCUUUGCUGUCUUUGGGCUGGUGUAUCGGCCCAGAGAUUUUGCCUCCUACAUACUGGGGAUCUUUAUCUGUAACCUGCUGCUGUACCUGGCUUUCUACAUCAUCAUGAAGCUCCGCAGCUCUGAGAAGCUCCUGCCCAUCCCCCUGUUCUGCAUUGUGGCCACAGCAGUGGUGUGGGCAGCUGCCCUCUACUUCUUCUUCCAGAACCUCAGCAGCUGGGAGGAGACUCCAGCAGAGUCCCGGGAGAAGAACCGGCCCUGCAUCCUGCUGGGCUUCUUCGAUGACCAUGAUGUCUGGCACUUCCUCUCUGCAGCUGCCUUGUUCUUCUCCUUUCUGGUCCUGCUGACCCUGGAUGAUGACCUGGACACGGUGCGCAGGGACAAGAUCCCAGUGUUCUGAGCCCUGGGGGGUGGGGACAUAGGAGUGUCCCAAACUGCUCAGCCAAAGGCAUCUGUGGGGAAUGACCCUGCUUCUGUGGCCAUCCACCUCGUGGGAGCCAUGCAGCUGGAUCCCACAGCAAAGCAUGGAGGGGUACAGUGGUAACUGAGGUGGGACUGGGAGGAAGGACAAUGUUUGCUCCUUUCCCUUUCCUCUGGGGCAGGCAUGACCCAGUGGCUGAGGCCAGUCUGCAGCCCUCUGGCUUGUGGGUGCAAUGGGUGCUGAAGCCAGAGAAGAGGAAGGAAACAGGAGAUGUGUUUGAGACUUCUGCUUCCCUUCCUCCCUGAUGAUGUGCUCCACUUCCUUUCUGGUGAGAGGUCUUGACAAGUGCAGCACAGUUCCUCCUGCGCUGGCAGCUGGCACCUGUACCCUGAAGGCUGCUGCUCUCAGAGCCCCUUCAGCAGCCAUGAGGAGAGCCUUUGGUUCCUGUCCUGCAACCUCUGAGCAAGCCCUGGACUCCAGACUGAGGUGGCAAUGGGGGGACUGUAUUCUUGGUUUGGUUA